Lepisosteus oculatus (spotted gar) is the source of this 5788-nucleotide messenger RNA. RefSeq names its product TLC domain containing 2 (gene tlcd2). NCBI's taxonomy places the organism in Eukaryota, Metazoa, Chordata, Actinopteri, Semionotiformes, Lepisosteidae. The record is from RefSeq and is a predicted model, not a curated record. Gene Ontology annotation, biological process: plasma membrane organization; regulation of membrane lipid distribution; membrane assembly. Gene Ontology annotation, cellular component: plasma membrane.
GUGAGUAGGGCGGGGAUUCUGUUGUUUGGUUACUGUUAAGUAAAAAGUUACACAAGCAAAAGAGUGGGUUUGGUAAUGUGCAUUAUAUAUCCGCGACAUCGUAUUCUUAGCCCAUACUCGUAGCCGGGGAUUAGACCAGACUUUUUUGUUUUACAAAUAGUCAUUCAUUUAUGCAGGAAAGACAUUUGUCCAAAACAGGUUUGCCUGUCUUUUCCACGGACAAAACGCGGGAUGUUGUGUAAUGAUAGCAAGGUUUUUUUUUCUGUCAAUUUAUUAUAAAAGGAAUUUGAUUUGAGUUUUUGAGAACUUGGAAUCGGGAGUUUAUUAUUUUUUUAAGUAAUACUUGAUGUCAGCAUGUUUCGUUCAAUAAAAUAGCAAAAGCCAGAAACAGCCUUUCUCCUGUACGUGCGUGGUCUGGCACGUUGUAUUCUCGAAAACGGAUUGAUUUGUAGACCUCUGGUGCGAGAUGGAUUUGAGCGCUGUGGUUUUAACCGUGGGAGGCUCCGUGGGGGUUUUCAGACUCGUUAAUAAUGGACUGGCAAAGUUGCCCAUUCCAGAAACAGCUCGCCGAAACACAUGGAAAUGGAGGAACAUCUCGACGUCUUUCAUUCACAGCUUGAUUACGGGAAUCUGGGCUGUGCUUUGUUUCUGUCUACACCCUGAGAUGGCUGAAGAUUUGAUCUCCACCCAUUCCAGUUUCUCUCAUGCGCUGGUGUCGAUAUCCAUAGGCUACUUCAUCUAUGACUUCUUUGACAUGGUCUUGUAUCAGAAGCUACACCAGUCCUGGGAGCUCCUUUUUCACCACAUGGUGGUGAUCAUGUGCUUCGGGACCUCUGUGCUGACAUGCCACUAUGUGGGCUUUUCAGUGGUGGCCCUGCUGGUGGAGAUCAACUCCAUCUUCCUGCACCUGCGGCAGAUGCUCCUGAUGGCCAGCCUGUCCAAGACCACCCUGUACCGGCUCAACAGCAUGGUCAACCUGGGCACCUACAUGGUGUUCCGCAUCAGCACGCUAGCCUGGAUGACACGCUGGCUGGUGAUCAACCGCGACAACGUGCCUCUGCUCAGCUACACCAUGGGCAGCGUGGGCAUGGCCAUCAUGACCGCCAUGAACAUCGUGCUCUUCUACCGUUUGCUGCGCAGUGAUUUCCUCAAAUCAAGCCGCGAAACCAAGAAGGAGAAAGAAAAGUAGGAUUGGCCUAAAAGCUCUUCCAUGAUCUGGCUGCACUCAUCAUUUUAGGACUCUCAGUUUCUCAAGUAAUCAGGGCAACCACAAAUUCACAAAAGCAAGCUCAAUCCGUCAAAAAUAAAGAGGAACUUUCAUAUUGCAUUGUGCUCCUGCUGCUGGUUGCAAAGAGGUCGGGCUUUAUUUUCAAUGUGGCAUUUCAGACUGGAAUUAGGUUGUGCUUUCUGGUUCAGUAGGGAGGUAGCCAGGGCUUCUGCGUUUUUUUUUAAGCUUGAAAUUAACUAAGAAGUGAGAGGAAGAUUCUCUGUCCAGAUUCUCAGUCUCCACCACCAAUCUGGAACGGAGAACUGGCUGAAACAGGAGAUUGUUUUUCUUGGAAUAUACAACUGCUUUCCAAAGUACCUUCUUGCCCGAUCCAGUCAAAAUGCCUGCUGUUGGGCUUGACAUCUUUUAAGAUACCUAAAGAUUGCAGGAUGGCGAUUGUGAUUGUGGUACAACUGUACUAGCUUUUCCUUAAAAAAACAAAAGCCCAGAAGGAUUACUUUGUCCUUGGCCUGUUGACUUCCACUCACCUCUGCUCGAGAGUAGGUGCUAGCUCAGACUUCAUGUUGCCACUACAGGUGAGGACUUUUCAUCUCAACUGGGUGACGGUACCUAAUCACUGCCUCACCAGUAACAUCAGCUUUCAGUAAGUAAAAGUGAGCCAUUUCUCAGACUAAUGCUUUAAAAGGAGACCUUGGUUGCUCUGUGAUCUCAUCCUCUGCUACCUCAGAAACCUGUAGCAGUUAUUUUCUGGCAUAGAUCUCUUGCUGUGAGUGUGGUGGGCAGUUUGUGUAUUGUGCACUGUAGAAUGAACUGCACAGAAAAGUAGCAAACUUGUCAGCAAAAGCAACUUCGUAUUGAAACCCUUAGUUCCCUCUCUGCCACUGCCAUCCUUCCAGUGGAGUUUAGGUGCCCACAGAAAGCCCCCUCCAGACUGUAUCUUUACUGUAUACUGUGGCGUUCCUGAAACCAGGGGAUUCAUGUAUUUGAUGCCGCUCAGUCUCAGGUGAUGAAUACUCCUGUAGUAGCUGCUGUCUGCAAUGAAAGGGGAGAGGAAAACAAAGAGGAUUCCAUCUAAAACCUUGUCUGCACAGAGUGACAAGCAACCAUGAACCAGUGUGCUCUGCAUUGAGAGGUUUUCUUUUUCUGCCAGAGGUGAAAUCGACUGAUCGUGUCCUCAGUCUUUUUUUGUCGGCGUUAUUUUUGCCUGUAAUAAUCGGUAAAGACAAGCCUGGUGUUUGCCCUGCUUUCUCACUGUGACAAUGAAUACAAGUACUAGAUGGAACAGAAUCAAUCCUUACUGGCAUUGCAGUAAACACAGUGUUUUGCAGAGAUGCACACUUGUAUACGCAUUCACACAACGACCUCAGAUUAGCUACAACCAAGGUUGUCACUUCAGGAUUAAAACCUACUGGAUUCAAUAACUCAUGUAACAUACUCUGAAAUUUUAUAAUGAAGAUUUUUUUAAAGAGUUUUUGUUAUGUAAAUAGGUAUUUUUGGGUACUGUUAGCAGAUCAACAUUAUGGCAAAACAGAAAACGAUAUAAAGUUGUUUUUUAAGUACCUGUUUUAAUUAUUUUUUGCUAUUUGAAGGGUCACGUGCUUUAUCUAAAAAUCGAAACCAGAAAAUGAAUUGUGAUGUAUCCUGUCAGUGGUUGCCCUGUGUGUUGUGCUCUUAUUUUGCAGUUUCAAAAUUAUUUGAAUUUCACGUGUUUCGGGGCCUGGAUAUCUUUGAUGUCUCACACAUUCUGAAUAUUAAUGGGUAAAAUGCAACUGUCUUUAACUCCUCUUUACUUUAAUUCGCUCUUGCAAGAAAAAGAAUAUUUCUGGCUUCCUUUUUGUAAAAAAGCAAGUCUGAACUCUGGGGUGUAGGGGCUAUAAAACCCUGCAAGCUUAACAUUUUCCAUGGCAGUAAUCGUAGACGUCAAACGUCUGGCCAUCGGAGUGCUUGUUCUCAGUCUCUGACACCUUGACCCGUGAGCCCUAAGAUAUCAGCCAGGACUAAGGAUUCAGCCUCACUUCUUCUUCACUAAAUCGGAUUUGUGAAUCUAGAGCAGGAAUAGACCCUUACGCUAGCUGUGUUGAGCUACUCUUUAAAUCUCAUACAGGGGUCCGCAAUCCCGAAGGUGUUGUAGGUGUCUCUAAAUUAUCAACGCCUUAAGACUAGACUCCUGGAGGGCCAGUGUGUCUGCAGAUUUUCCAGUCUCUUUAAAGAAACUGGUUAAAUUGUUCCAAUAAAGCCAGUGAUGAGCAGCUUCAGGCUGGUUUCGAGCACUUAACAUUGUGAAGAAAAGAUCCGUUUUGCAUUUAUAGUUGCAUUUAUACCUUAAAAGAAGGAAAGUUGUGUUUUUUUUUAAAUAGAAAAGAAUAUGUGGCUAUUUGCAUAUUACUUGAUCGAUAAGGUGACUCUCUGGCCUCAUAGUUUCUUGGAAGUUUGAUUAAUUCAGGUUGUCUGGAAUCGGUUUGGGAAAGGUUAAUUUAUCAAAUAAAAAUAUUUUUCUUUGUGCAUUCUAAAAAGACUGUUGUGUUUGAUCAUAUGCUCUUCUUCACGACAGACGUUCUGUCCACUUGCAAUGAAAACUGCGGACAUGCUGGUCCACCUGGACCCAGACUGGAGUUCCCCAUCUUCUCCUCCAUUAACUGCUCCAUUCGCAGAGGGUGUCUGGUUGUGUCACUCUUAGAAUAUGAGUCUUGUGUCUGGGGUGUCCCCAUGUUUUAUAGAGAAAUUGCACUUCUUCUCUGUCUACUCUGUCACUGUCAGCAGUAAAGCACCCCGAAACUGAGUGAGUCAAUGUGGAGAACGAGAGACCCCAGUCCCAGUGAGAAAAGGUAUCCUCAGUCCCAGCUGGAUCCAUUUCAGUACUUGAGGCCGGCUGGGUUCUGUUAUUCUCACUGUACAUUGGACCUUUUGUGUUUUAAAGGUGGAAUCGGCAGCUUAAACACACUCAUGCUGGAAUAGCCAGGUGUCUUCUUGACUCUGAAACUAGUGUAGUCCUGGCCAUUCAUCCAUUCAUCCAUCUGUUCACCCAUUCAUCCAACCAGCUAUUCAUCCAGUCACAAAUUUAUCCACCUGUUCACCCAUUCAUCCCCUCAUUCACCCAACCAUCCACCCUUUUUCAAUCUGCUCAUCCUGGAGAGGGUCACAGCAACAGAGUCAUUCAGCAAGGGGUGGUGAUGGAAAGCUGGUUCCCAUUGCAUAGCGAUUUAGUCCGUGCCAUGUUUUGGGAACCGUGUGCUCUUGGUAAUGGUGUAUUUAUGAAGCACAAUAACAAACAGGUUUUAUCUUCUCACUUGUAUUGCACAUGUAUUCAAGGCGUAAGGACGCGUCCUGUGGAGUAUUCAGCACCUGGUGAUGCCCGAUUCACAGCUAUUCAAACAAGCUGUGCACUGGGAGUCCUGAUUCCCAUCCUUUAUGUGGAAAGUAGGGAAACCCUUGAAUUUAAAACCUCUGUUGGGUGAGGACCUGGCAUUUCAACAGUUAAAAGACUGAAAGACUCUGUGACUUGCGAACUUGACAUGGGUUUUGUUGCGGCGUAGUCUAACGUCAAUCAGAAUCUCUGUGCUUUGCUGUUGUAGUGGAAACUUGUAUGGACUGUGCUGUCCUGUACUGUGCUGAAAGAAGAGUAUAAAAGGGUCUUGCUUGAAUCGGCAGUGUAGCAGUACCCAGUCAGAGCGCAGUGGUGAUACACUAGUUUGUCUGUAAUGAAGGAUUCAUGUUCAAGUCCUUAACUAGUUCUUUACUCUUGGUGUGGUUUACAUGAACCCUAAGCAUUGAUCUAGUGCACUACAGUGUUUUAAUGCCUCUUCCAGCUUUGUUGCUGUUAACCAUGUAGUUGAAAGUUUGAAGAUGAAACAAUAUUUUGAUGAAGGCGUUAAUUAGAGUGACAGUAUUAUGUACGUACGUAAUCGAUACUGUAACGGCAGAGUGACUUUUUCUGUUUAAUACCAUGAUACUACACUGAUCGCCCUUUCUUUUCACAGUUUAUACAGCAUUUCUUGUGCUUUAAAAGUCAGCAUCGAUUUGAUAACUGACUUCUUAAUGUGGCUAUGUUAACUCGUGGUGUGAAAUGGUUUAAAAUAUGUCUCUUUUAAACACGUACUCGUUGUCACCAAUAUCUUCUAAAAAUGUGUCCUUUGGUGUUAAAUCAAUUUGGGGAAAUGGGGGAAAAAACUGUAAAAUAUUAGCAAUUAUAGUAAUAUGAAAAAAUAAGUUAUUGUAAUAAAUUUACACUGGUAAAGAAUUAUGAAAGUGAACCUGGACGAACACGAUUUAUAGAACAUUCUGCUGUAUUAAUUAGAAUGUUGUAGAACUGUCCGUUACCAAACGGCUUCACCUGUAAGUUUGGAGAUGGAUGUCUCGUUGCUUACGUUUUGUGAUCGUGCAGUUAUUUUUUAUACAAUCUUGUGUAAAUUGUACAUAGUGUACUAAUUUUAUUUUAUAUUAAUAAAUGACGUAAAUGACGUUUUUGUAAUUAAUUAAAAUGUAAUGAUCUUCUAAUGUGUCAUGUCUGUAUAUGGAAACCAUGACUGUUUAAUGUCACGAAAUAAAGCUAUUUCAACCAAA